UCUCUUAAUACAAUGACUGGUCCCUGCAUCAAGAAGAUGGCUGCAGACGAAAAGUAAGAAGGUGAAGAUUUUGAACAGGUGGUUUAUUUCUGUGUACCGGUGACAAUCCUAGCCCGAUAACCCAGGUUGGUUAUCCCUAAAAGCUCAUAGAAAAUGUCUCAGUUGAAAACAAAACGGAAACAUGCUGCCAUGACAGCUGAAGUUGUCCCCAUACCCUCAACAGCAUUAGUAGCUAUUGAGUCUAGUUCUUCAGAAGGGGAUUCCACCAGUGAGAAGGGUGAAAAUGGAGAUAAAAAGAUUAAAUUGAUAGAGAAAGAAUCAGCAACAAAAGAAAGCAAAACUCCUGAAGAAAUCCAGAAAUUUAUGGAAGAGACUUUUGAUGUUCGUCGGUCGUUUAUCGAUAUUGAAAUGCCGGGAAUACCGUCAGUGAUUGAAACCUAUCCAUAUCUUUUCACCAGCAAACAGAUGCUUUUAGAAUUUCAGAGAAUUACCAAAGUCGACCUCGACCAUACGAUACAAGAAUAUUGUGUGAAGUAUGCCCUGGGAAUAAUAGAAGCUGCCAAAUCCUUGUCUGGGGCUGCCCCUAUAUUAAGGCAAGCUGAAGCGGCAAAGCAAGACAAUAUUGCACUGCGGCAAUACUGGGAGAUGGUGACAGCGUUGUGUUUAUUGCCAUUAGUAUUCCGAGAAAAUGUUGUUGAAAUGAUCCGUGAAAUUAAAGAUGAUGAAGAAGUUGAUGCGCAAGGACAGGUUGUGCCAAUUCUGAUUUCAAAAGGAAGCAUCUUUAAGAGCGACGAGUUCUUUUUAGUUGCAGAGGAGACAGUAUUACAAGAGUUCGAGGAGUUCACCAUGGCUUUUGCCACUUUGUUUGCGUCUUAUUGGGUGUUUAACAUGCAAUUCCCUCACACUUUAUACAACACUUAUAACUUUGUCCAGAAGGCCAUUCUACAUGUUCGCGACUUGACACCGACCCCACCACAGUGCAAACAGCUGCAACAGAAAUUACAAACAUGGGCUCGACGGCACGGAGAUACACCAAGUCGUGGUAGAAAUUGAUCUGUUGUUUGUAAAACAAUUUAUUGAACUCUGUCCCCUUGAAAUUAUUAGAUCGAAAUAACGUUGAUCAGUUAAUGUUCAUAUAGAGUGCUACUGUAAACCUUUAAUUAUCAACUCUAGAGUUGUUUUCAUUCGGUAUAUAUAUUUAAUGUAUUUUGCACAUUAUUUGAGUAUCCAAAUUUGAUGUUGAUACUAGUCAUAGACGUAUUUGUCAUUGAGAGCUUGUUAUCAAAAUUAGUGUCUAUCUAGUUUAUUUUCUUAUAAUAUGACCAUAUUAAUUCAUGUUGUUUCAUUAAUCAGUUUUUAUGGCUUAUCAGUAAAUAUGCUUCAAUUGUACAAAGUGCAAACACAUUUGACAUUGCCUUUUCUAAAGCUUACUGCUCAUAUGUGUACCCAUCAAAUAUCAGUUCUUUAAAUAAAUGAGCUUACCUAUUUUAUUUCAUGAAUAUGAAAUAAAAAUUCUUAGUAGGCACAGCUGCAUGUAAAAUUUUCUUAUUGGAGCAAGUUUAUAUAAUGUUAAACUCCUAAAAGAGCAUUUGAAAUAAUUUGAUAAUUUGGAAAUUUAAUCACUGACUUGUAACUUAAGCUAGAAAUGAUGUUCUGUUUCGAAUGUAAGCCAAAUUGUCCCCUUUAGUCAAGUAUUUAUAUGUAUGAAGUACACUUUGUAGAAUGUUUAUGAAAUAUUUAUAUUGAGUGUCAUCUCAUUAUCAGUAAUUGUUACAUUCAAUUAUACUUCAUGGAAGUUAUGUCCCUUGUAUUAAAUUGCCCAUCUAACAUUUUAAAUUUUUAACAUAUUCAAGAUGUUAGAGAGAUGUGCCUUUAUUUGGAAUUUAAAUUCUGAAUAAACAUUUAAAGAAAUAGAAUGAGUUAAUUGAAUUUGGUACGGUACCGACUGAUAAUCAAAACCUUUUAAUUUUUUCCUCAUACAGCUGAAAUUCUUAAAUAGUCAGCAACAUAAUUAUAUAUGUUUCAAUUGAAGAUAAUCUUUCUGGUCAUAAAAUUGUAAUUAAAAUAAAAAACAUCCCUAGCUAAGAUCACUGAUAGCCAUGAUUAUAGUCAACUAAAUUUGUCAUUAAUUCGAAUACACAGUGUUUCAUUUAACCAUCCAUACUUAAGAAUGGCCUUUGUGAGAAGGUUGAAACAUUGACAAUUUUUAUAUGUGGCUGGCUAGAAAGUAGGGAAUACAUGUAUUUCAGAUAAAAGCAGGUUUUUGAUUAAUAUUUGAGAAAUAUACAUGUACAUGUAAAAAUAAAUUAGUUCCAACAAAAAUAUUUUAAAUACAUAUUUAUUCAGAUGAAAUACUGUAUCUAAAAAGUAUUGCAACUUUUUUGUAUAAUGUUGAAGGUAGUAUUUUAUUGUGUUUAAUACUUUUAAUAUUAUACCUUAUCUUUAAGAAGAGGGGGUUGUUUUCAGAGAUGAAAUAAUGGUUAUGGUUAUUGUGUUUGUGGAUUUGUUUUCAAAAUGCAUUUAUAAUUUCUUAAUGUGCUUAACUGUGACUGUUCUAUUAAUAACUAGAUCUAUGCACAUUGUAGUUUGUUUACUAUCAAUGCUAAUCUAUAAGCAGGAAGCUUUGUUAUAUUUUAAGCAUUAUUAUUUUGUUAUGUUUGUUAUUAUUUUACUUAUUUAUUAUAACAUAUAUAUAAAAUAUAAGCCUUUAUAUUAUCGUUGUUUCAUUUAUUGAUUGAUAGUUAUCACAAUAAUCUAUAAUGUUAUCUUGUAUAAGACAGUAUAGAACAUCUGUCGGUUAUUUUACUACUAAAGGCAAUUAUAGUAGACUAAUUUGGUUUUUUUUUUGGUUUUCAAAUUUAUAAUAUUACUGCAUUAGUGCUCAAACGAAUAAUGUGGUCUUCUUGUUGCCAUUAAUAUUUUUAAAGGAAAAGAAUAAUUAAUCAGAGAUGGCUUGUACCUAUUAUAACACUUCAUACUUUUUGUUGUUUUGAACAACAGGUUACUAAUUUUAAAAUGUUCAACUAUUAAUAACUUUGUAAAAAAAAAACAAAUCUGUAAACUCAUAGCAAUACUGUCAUUAAUUUAUGAAAAACAACCUCAUCCAGUAUUGAAAAAUACCGCUACUAUAUUAUGGCCAUCAACAAACUUAUAAUUUUACAAAUUUUCACAUUUUUCAAAUACAUUUGGAAACUUUAAUUCCUAUAUUAUUUGUUGGCAACCAAAAUAACAUUUGACCUGUAAACGACUUUAUAGAGAGGUUACAAUGCAUAUUAUUAGCUUAAACUGUUCUAAUUUCUAAAUUUACUAUGCAUAUUCAACAAUUAGUAUUAUAAAAGGCUGAUUAAUGACAACAAAUUAUUUUAGCUUGUAUACUCGUUUGAGCCCUAUUGUAUAUAUAUUGAAGUUAAAAUGAAAUUAAUGAUAACUUUUUUUGAAAAUUUAUAAUAUUUAUAAUUAAAAUUCUUUAGUUACACCUUUGAAACUGCAUAUACCUUGUGUCCAUGUUAAUUACAUGAAUUUUAACUUGUAAUUUACUAAAUCCAGAUAAAAAGUGUUGGGUUGUACUUACAUAUAUCGCGUUGUGUUAUUGCAAUAAUUAUGGUUAUACUAGUGUUCCAUACCUACGCUGUUUAGUGGGGAAAAUAUCAAAUAAAUUUUAACCCUCCCACUGCUUAGUUAAACAGGCCCGUUAAACUACAUGUUUGUGCAAUACAUUACACAGUAAUUAAAGUUCUUCUUCGGCUGUAUUUUUAAGAACCAGAUUUAAACUUGUAGUGAAUAUUUAACUGGAAAGUCUUGACUGAAAAAUAUAUUUUUCUUGGACACGGGAUUUAUGGUAUAACAAAUUCGUACAGUACUAAUUCUAAUGUGUGAUGUGCCUUUGCAGAAAACAAAUGUCCUGUUUAUGCCCCAUCAUAAUAUGUUUGGUGCAAAAUUAAGGUGAGAGGUUGGUUUAAGAUCUUUCAAGUUCUGAAUAAUUUAAAAGGGAUACUUGGUUGAAGCAUUUAGAUUGAAACUAGAAGAGUUCUUAUUUUUUUCUUGGAAAAGAUAAUAACAUAUAUAGAUGUGUUCCAUUCUUCUUUCGUAACAAUAUCACUACUAAUAUGAACAGGUUUUAUAUCCAAUGAUAUAGAGUACAUGUAUUUGCACUAUAUUUUUGUGAUUGUAAAUUAUUGUUGAUGGGAAUAUUGUCUGUUACAGUGUAUUUAUACAGCUUCAUGCACUUUAUUUAUAUUUAUAUCAGAUAUUGUGAUUGGGUUACUUGCUAAAUGUAUUUAGGGUUCAAUGUUAGUAUUUUCUAGAUUUUACAUACAUUUACACCAAUGCUUAAGUUAACAAGGUCACUCCAUUUCAGUCAACCUAUCUUUAUUAUUAUUCUAUAGUUAGUUAUAUAUAAAUUAUUUGUUUUGGGGUGGUUUUUUUGUCUUAUCUCGGUAUUUACUGUAAGUUUGCAUUUUAUAAAAUGAUUAUUUUUAUUGUAAAACAGACAAUUGGAAAUUUACAAAAUUUUAUAGUUUUGUGUCAUUUGUACAAAUAACAAUUGGAAAUUUACAAACUUUUAUAGUUUCCUUUAAAAAAAUGUUGUCAGCAUUUUUGAUAGAUAAUAUUUGGUCUUCCAAUAUAAACUUUAUAGCUUUAACUCAGAUUUCAUUGAAUUUCUAACAUCAUUUUAUGAUUCCAGUAGGUAACAUGUAUUUUUAUAUGAGUUCUACAGAAUGAAGAAUAUACAGAUUUAAACCUCAUGUAAUUUUAUGACAAAUUUCAUUCCAUCAUAUAUAUUUUGCAAUAAGUAAGUUCACAGGGCAAUAAUUACAGGGUGCAGUACUGACAAGUUCAACUGUAUGGGACCAACAGAUUGAUUAUUUGAAGAAAACCAGUUGAUGCAUGAAGAGUGAAGUAAGAGUGUGGAUUGGUCUUAGUUUAUCUAAAGUCAUACUUCAGCCAUUUUGAAUUUCUCUAUUUUAAUCUUUCAUGAUGUGUUUGUAAAUAACAAUAUUAGAUUCAAAGUAUCUAAAUUUCAGUAAUUCAUUUCCGUCUAUUUCUGUCUACUUCUCAAAGGGAAGGUCCCACAUUUUUACAGGAUGCAGUUAGUAAAAAUGGGUAUUAAUAUAAAUCAAAUUCCAUAAUGUAUGUAGCCAAUUAACCUUGUUUAAAAAUUCAAAUCAAAAUAUUGAGUCAUUUGGAAAUUUUUGCAAGAUUUGCUUGUUGGGUUAUGUAAUUCAUUUAAAGAAUUUCAUUCUUCAGUUCUGUCUUCAUAAACUGGGUUGGUGCAGAAAAGUAGGAAGUUAAACCCAAUUUCAUUUCAUUUCUCAGUUGUUAGAGUGACUGGGUAAUUGUGGCAAUCACUUUUACAAUAAGGACACAAUUAUCCAAGCACUUACACAGCAUGGAAUUUGGGGACAACUUAUGGCCAACCUUGUAUGAAAAAAGGUUUUCUAGUUUUUCACCCAAAUUAACCUGGUUUUCUUUGGCACUAAAGUUUAUCUUGGACUUCUCCUUUGAUACUUACAUUUUACCUUAAAUUUAAAUGCAAGUGCAACUGUAGCUAUUGCAAUAUCAGCACAUGUCUCAUUUUAGAGUGUUAGAGCUUUCUAUUCUAUAAAAGACAAAACAUUCACACAUGUAUUUUGACCUAUGUUCUUUAAUAUAUUUUGGGAUUUAUUAAAAUGGUGUGACCUUGGUAUAUAGAAAUAUAUGUAAUAGUUAGAGACACCAGAUGUGUGGGCUUCAGUGCAAUUUGUGCUUCACUAAAAUAAAGUUAUUUAAAAAAAGAAAA
Patella vulgata (common limpet) is the source of this 5779-nucleotide messenger RNA. RefSeq lists its product as uncharacterized. The coding region runs from base 154 to 1053 and encodes 299 amino acids. NCBI's taxonomy places the organism in Eukaryota, Metazoa, Mollusca, Gastropoda, Patellidae. The record is from RefSeq and is a predicted model, not a curated record. The transcript has 2 exons.